This is a messenger RNA of Megalops cyprinoides (Indo-Pacific tarpon), 2070 nucleotides long. It is a transcript of the gene susd3, whose product is annotated as sushi domain-containing protein 3. Lineage: Eukaryota; Metazoa; Chordata; Actinopteri; Elopiformes; Megalopidae. Gene Ontology annotation, cellular component: plasma membrane. The record is from RefSeq and is a predicted model, not a curated record. Bases 316 to 1155 code for a protein of 279 amino acids. The transcript is spliced from 5 exons.
CGGAAACGUCGCUGGUUAAAACAAGAGCAAUAUCUGCGCAUGAUUAACGUACUGGUAGGUAACGGUCACAUUUUGAUGAAAGCAGACAGAGGAAGAUCAUCUGGGACGGCGUGCCCCCGUGUGCGUCGUUAAUUCAUUGGACUGCGAUCCAAAAGAGGCUUGAUGGAUAAUUAAGCUCUCUGAGCAGCUAGAAUUCAGAGCAGUCGAAGGCAUCGAGGCUUCAACACCUGGAUCGUUACUGCUGGAGCGCGGUGUGCCGGAGUGCUGGUUUCUGCACACGUGAAGAAAAGAGACAACGGCCGUUUGAGAUCUGAUAUGUCAACGGUAACAGCUUCAGUGUUUGACAUUUCAAGGACUAUAUUAUCUCCUGAAAACGGAAACCAUGCCCGUAAUCAGACAGGUCAGUGUACCCCAAUGCCCCUGCCUGCCUUGGGCACUUUGAAACUCAUCCAAGGCAAUGGCACGAAUGUGGGAACGGUGAUUUCCUUCCAGUGCCCAUCCAAACACCGGCUAGUUGGGGAGGGAGUGGUGUCCUGUGUCUGGAACAGCAACAGCACCCAGUGGACAGGGGGAACACCCUGGUGCAAACCACUGUCCAGGUAUGAGGACUUUGGAUUCAGGGUGGCUGUGAUCGCCUCCAUCAUUAGCUGUGCCAUCAUCUUGCUGAUGUCCAUGGCCUUCCUCACUUGCUGUCUGCUGAAGUGUGUCAAGAAACAGGAGAGGAGGAGGCACGAGAGGGAGACACAGCUAUGGCACCAGCUGGAGCGUGAGGAGCUGGAGGAGAUGCAAGCAUCAUAUUAUGGCCAGAAAGGCAGAAAUAACAACAACAACACAAGAAAGGAGAAGAUAGCCGGGGAAGAGUCUCGGAGCCUCACUGGGCGUGACAACAUGGGUUUCUGCAGGUGUUAUUAUGAUUACCCAUGUGCAAUGAAUGGCCGUGCUCCGGCCUCCACAUCUGCCCCAUACUCUGUCCCCUACAGAGAGUAUGGCCCAGCCAUCAGCCUGCACUCCCAGAACCCAGGCACGGCUCGUUGCUUUGACCCAGCAGAGAGAGGAAUUGCGGCAGUGAGUGGGCCGCAUAUGGACAACCUUCACAAGAAGUACAGACACCCACUCUGCACUCAGGAGCGUCCUACACGCAUCAUAUCUGUGUGAGGCAGAGCGACCAAUCAGCAAGUGGACCACAACCAAGCAGAGACAGGCAGCACCCUUUGCUUGCACCAGAACAGAAGCACUUGUGCCUUAAAUGCAACCAUUACAAGACUGAGCGCUGUAGUCCUCACGGAUUUACAGAAAGCGUUUUGCACUUUCAAUGGGAAAACUGCCUUUAGCUAGCGAGAAUCUCUUUCUUGGUUUAUUUUCCUUUCAUUCUGUUUCCUUUUGGAAACUUAGUCCAUAGAUCCACGAUUAAUAGUUUAGUUUGCAAAGAGAAUGUAAGGCCAGAUUUACUAAAGUAUUUUGCGUGCAUGUGGGGCAGUAAAGGCCCAUAGCUAAACAUGUGUGGGACCAACUAGACAUAAUGAGUGAAAGCUGUAAUUAAGGACUGGCACAACUGAGAUAAACACAUUGAAGUGGGAGUGUGGACCACUGUCUGUAUUUUUGCUCUCAUUGCAUUUGUAGUAAAAUACAUUUGUAUGUACUUCUGACUACUUAUUCAGCUAUUCCUUUGUAAUACAGGGCAGGUUUAUGCAUGAUGGGAUCACUGAUUCUAUCAUUUCAUGUUUGGGCAUUCUGAUCAUUUUUUUUCUAAAUAGCCUUAGAAAACUUUGGUUUUCACAGGUGUUCCUGGACCAGAACACUCAACCAUUGUAUUCUGUGAUGGUCGCUUUGUUAAUUGUGACAGCAUGGUGUUUCUUCAGCCUGACUGUGUGAUUAUCCGCCCUCCAUAAUAGUACUAGGCUGUGUCUAAAACUGCAUCUGCACCCGCAUUCACUAACUCCCCUCCCUCGGGCAUGUGUCACUGGCUACACUGAGUUUGUCCCAGUACUGUAGGUGAGGGGACAGGGCUUGUCAUGCCCUCAACUGCCCCCUCUAAGCACUUCUGUGAAAGUGCUGGCUUUGUGAUGACCU